Molecule: messenger RNA, 2296 nt
Organism: Sus scrofa (pig)
Lineage: Eukaryota; Metazoa; Chordata; Mammalia; Artiodactyla; Suidae
Source: RefSeq, a predicted model, not a curated record
GUGCUCCACCAGCAAUAAAGGCAGAUGUGCCUAAGGGCCAGGCCUGGGGUGGCACAGAUGCGGCGGCCGGGGACCACUCUCUGAGGCCCAGGGACUUGCCCAGCUGCUUGCCUGUCUAGAGAACCCAUCAUGGGCCACCCAGCUGUCCUUCUCACCGUGGCUCUGGCCACCCUCCUGGCUGCAGCAGCAGGGGCACCCAUCCUCAGGCAGGGCUCUCGGAACAAGCUGCUACUGGUAUCCUUCGAUGGUUUCCGCUGGAACUAUGACCAGGACGUGCACACUCCCAACCUGGACGCCAUGGCGCUGGACGGGGUGAAGGCUCGCUACAUGACCCCGGCUUUUGUCACCUUGACCAGCCCCUGCCACUUCACCCUGGUCACUGGCAAAUACAUCGAGAACCACGGGGUGGUUCACAACAUGUAUUACAACACGAGCAGCAAGGUGAAGCUGCCUUAUCACACCACACUGGGCAUCCAGCACUGGUGGGACAACGGCAGCCUGCCCAUCUGGAUCACAGCCCAGAGGCAGGGCCUAAAGACGGGCUCCUUCUUCUACCCGGGCGGGAAUGUCACCUACCAAGGCGAGGCCGUGACGCUGAGCCGGAAGGAAGGCGUCCUGCACAACUACAAGGACGAGGCGGAGUGGAGGGCCAACAUCGACACCGUGAUGAAGUGGUUCACAGACGAGGGCCUGGACCUGGUCACGCUCUACUUUGGGGAGCCAGACUCCACGGGUCACAAGUACGGCCCCGAGUCGCAGGAGAGGAAGGAGAUGGUGAUGCAGGUGGACAGGACCGUGGGCUACCUCCGGGACAGCAUCCGGCACAGCGGCCUGGAGAGCAGCCUCAACCUGAUCAUCGUGUCCGACCACGGCAUGAGCACCGUCCACAAGAAAGCCGACGACCUGGUGGAGUUCCACCAAAUCGCUAACUUCACGUUCAAGGACAUUGAGUUUGAGCUCCUAGACUACGGACCAAACGGGAUGCUGCUCCCCAAGGAGGGGCUGCUGGAAAAGGUGUAUGAGGUCCUCAAGGACGCCCACCCCCGACUCCACGUCUACAAGAAGGAGUUCUUCCCCAAGUCCUUCCACUACGCCAAUCACCCCCGGGUUACCCCCCUGCUCAUGCACAGCGAUCUCGGCUACGUCAUCCACGGACGACUGAACGUGCAGUUCAACACGGGGGAGCACGGCUUUGACAACGGGGCCAUGGACAUGAAGACCAUCUUCCGGGCCGUGGGCCCCAGCUUCAGGAGGGGCCUGGAGGUGGAGCCCUUCGAGAGCGUCCACGUGUACGAGCUCAUGUGCCGGCUGCUGGGCAUCGUGCCCGAGGCCAACGACGGGCUCCUCAGCACGCUGCUGCCCACGCUCCAGGAGGCCGACGACGGGCUCCUCAGCACCCUGCCGCCCACGCUCAGCUCCGAGGCCAGUAGCAGGUUGCAUAGCACCUCACUGGCCACGACCCCGUCAGGGUCUGCUCUCCUGCCAAGUGGCCGACCCCCCUUGGUGACAGGACUGCUGGUGGCUGCAGUUCUUCUGGCCAGGGUCUCAUAACACCCACUGCUCAAGGCCCACCUCUUCCAGGAAGCUUCCAGAAGCUGCUUACAGAGCCUGCGCCUGAUCCUGCUGUGACACAGAUGACUGGACAUGGAUGGGCCUGUCUGCUCAGCUGACUGAGGACACCAGCACACCUGUGUCCCCAGGUGUGGGACAGCUCACACCUGGCCAUGGUGGUACUGGCAAUACACCCCCUGCCCAGGUUUAGGUCUCCAGACGGGCAGGCCGGCUCACCAGUCCACUGCACCCCCAGACCCACGGAGUGCCCCAUGCCUUCCCCCUCCGCCCUUCCUCUCAUUGCUGAGCUGCCCCAUGGGGGUGCAGCCCUUUGGGACUACAGGGGGUGCUUGGGAGCCUGCAAGUGAAGGUGCAGUGGGCCUGCUGGUCUCCCUGCUCAGGCAGAACCCUCAGAUCCUGGGACCCCAACCUCCAGCUCAGGCGGGCGGUGAGGCCCUGCCCUGGAGCUCCCAGCCAAGAGUCUGCACAGCUCCGGCCCAGGGGGCACUGUCUCCAUCUGGGCUGAGCAGCUCCUGCACAUGGGCCACUAGGAGGGCACAGCCCGGCAGAAUGCAUGGAGAGGAGUAAAAGGCAGGAAUGGUCACCACCGAGUCCCAGUGCCAUCGUGGGGGCACCCUUUUAUUCUAAAGCCUGUUGGUUUUGUAUAGCCUUCCGCCUUGACCCCAGUGUACAAUAAACUAAUUUUGAGGAGGCUCCCAAAUGCAUGGGAACCCACACAUUCUUG